AUGCCGAUGUGGCCGGACAAGCCCGCCGGCGUAUGGAACACGCGCCGGUGCGUGUAUCGCCUGGAGAGCGACGACUGCCUGAGCUGGUCCGAGCCGGUCAUGGCGUUCGAUGGCCGGCGGCACCGGUCGACAACACUCGACGACGAGGCUCUAUCGGUUCGUCACCUGAUGCUGCGCGACGAGAUGCACCUGGGGCUGCUCAACGUCCUCCACCAGGUGGACAACGUGAUGGACGGCUACCUGCACUACGGCCGUGACGGCCGUCAGUGGCACCGCCUGCACGAGCACCGGCCGCUCAUCCCCCGCGGUCCCGAGCCCUACGACCCGCUCGGCGCCGAGACGCCGUCCACGCCGAUCGAGGUCGGCGACGAGGUCUGGAUCUACUACGGAGGCAAGAACGUCCACAACAGCUGGUGGAUCUCCGGCACACCCGCCGGGCGUGUCUCCACUCGGAUCGUGGAGACCAAGCCGGUCUUCUCGAUGGCGCCCUUUCUGGCGAUCAACGCCUGCUGCCGGCCCGGCGGCUUCGUGGAGGUCGAGGUCACCGACACCGCCGGACAGCCGCUGGACGGCUACGAUCGCGAGGCUAUCUGCAGUGCGGUUCACACCGGGAUAGUCGGUCCGCACCACGUGUGCGGUGGCGGGCGGACGCGUGAACGUCGAGCCGCGCGGCAUCAAGCUGCGCUUCCACCUGCGCGACGCCGACCUGUACGGGUCGCUUCGAGCCCGAGUAGGUGGGGCGCGGUCGAAUUGCCGCCCGCGCGCCGAUCGGACAGACUGCCUGCCCGACGCAGCGAGGAGGCGACCAUGGGAACGAAGCAGAUCGACGCGUUCGCGGCGCAUGCGAAGGACGCGGAGUGGAUCAAGGACGGACUGGACUGCGGCCCUACUUCCGGUACCGGGACCUGGGCAUCAAGGACGCCACGCAGGCCGGGUGAUGGCGCAGGUGAUCAAGGCGGCGGAGCCGUGCAAGGGCCCGAUGGGCUAUCACUCGCACGUCCUGGAUUUCCAGAUGGGCUACAUGGUGAAGGGAUGGGCCCGCAUGUACUUCGAGGGCUUCGGCGAGAUGCGCGUGGAGCGGGCGACACUUGGUACCAGCCUCCCGGCGUCAAGCACGAGCUCCUGGAGUACUCGGACGACUGGGAGGUGAUCGAGAUCACGAUGCCCGCCGAGUUCGAGACCACGGACGAGGUACCCGAGAGCGACAGUACAGCCGGCGUCGCCAAGCAUGGCGUCAUGACCUGA
Molecule: messenger RNA, 1245 nt
Organism: Geodia barretti
Lineage: Eukaryota; Metazoa; Porifera; Demospongiae; Tetractinellida; Geodiidae
Source: the annotation of a GenBank genome assembly